Molecule: messenger RNA, 1388 nt
Organism: Alnus glutinosa
Lineage: Eukaryota; Viridiplantae; Streptophyta; Magnoliopsida; Fagales; Betulaceae
Exons: 1
Coding region: 284-1027 (247 amino acids)
Source: RefSeq, a predicted model, not a curated record
GCUUGGGGUUUUGUCUUCCAUUUCCAUCUUUCCUGAGAAAUUGUGAAGCCUGUACAUUUCAAGUUCCCUUUCUUUCUCUCCUUAAUUGCAGAAAAGGUGAAAAAGGAACAAGCCCAUAAAAUUCGACGAUUUCUCUCUUUAUCCUAUUAAUUUCCCUUUUCUCAGGCAAGAAAAUCCUAACCCAAGCCUCUCGUCUAACCCAUAAGGCCAUAACCAAGAAAAGCAGAUAAAAAAACAAAAACAAACCUCGAUCUGUUCAACAAAACACGCAUACACAGAGAAAAUGUCAGGUGGGGUUGGUCCAACAUGCAAUGACAUUAGCCUUCCAAAAGAAGAAGCAUAUGAACAUAAACAAAGCUACGUUGCAGCUUCCUCAAAGACCAACACCAAAUACCCUACAACUCCGCGCAAAGCCGGCUUCCUUUCUUUCCGGCAGCUCAACGCCCUCGCUAUCAUCAUCAUCUUCUCAGCCAGCGGCAUGGUAAGCCCUGAAGACUUUGCUUUCGUCUUCUUUUCCCUCUUCUAUAUCUACUUUAUGUCAAAGGUGGCAUUCCCAACCCUCCACCCUUCAAAGGAACCCCCAGUCUUUACUACUCGUGAAACCAAGCUUCUUCGCCUCUACGUGUUUGUCGCUGCCAUCAUCGGUCUUUUUCUCCCCGUAGCAUACAUCUUCCACGGCAUCUUCGAGGGUGAUAAAGAAGGAAUCAAGGCGGCCACGCCACAUGUUUUUCUUCUCUCUAGCCAAGUAUUCAUGGAAGGAGUGGCGUUUUCGGACAGGUUUUCGUUGCCAAUACGUGCUUUUGUGCCGGUUUGCUAUAACGCAAGGCGAAUCUUUACGAUUGUGGACUGGCUGAGGACUGAGGUCUCAAAGGAGUAUGGAGGGUCUAAAAGGAGGUUGUAUGUUGGGAGGGGGCUCGCUAUUGCCAAUUUGGCCUUCUGGUGCUUCAAUCUUUUUGGGUUCUUGCUGCCUGUUUAUCUUCCUAGAGCUUUUAAGAGAUAUUACUCUGGGCGUAAAGUGGAAGACUGAAAAUGAUCGAUGACCCACUUUUUUUUUUUUUUUUUUUUCUUGUUUAUUUACUAAAUACUAAUAUAUAUAUAUAUAUAUAUAUCUCUGUGUGUGUGUGUGUGAGAGUGAGAGAGAGAGAUUGAAGUUCAGUUUUGUAAUGGUUUAAUUAGUGAUUUGGGGGUUAUAUAUGCACUGAUAAAUACAUGAAGUGGUAUUUAAUUUCUACUAUAAUAAGUUGUUGCAUAUGUAUUGUCAAUUGUGCAGGCAUACCAUGAAAAGUAUGGGACUCCAUUCGCUGCAGCAGAUUUUUAUAAGAUAUAUAUAUUCACUUAUUUUUUUUUUUUAAAGGGAAAUAUAUAUUCACUUUUAACUGUUUUUACUA